ACAAGUUGGGAGAAAACGAACCAAACCCAGGGAAAAAAAAAGGUGAGAAGCACCAAGUCUCGUUAAGUGUCAUAGAGUGAUCCACUGACCUUGCGCUUUGCUGCCUGAUUAAAAGUAAAAGCUUCCUUCUCCCCCACGAGUACCCAAUUCGCACCGCACUGACGAUAAAAGUUUCACGAAUACUUUUCUAUAAUAAUAACAAUAAAGAAGCCAGGCUACAACAAGAUAAAAGAGGGAAGAUGACGAGAUCGGGUGAACGGAAUAAAGGGAGUAGUGGGAAGGCACCAACCGAAAGAGAGAAGGAAAGAGGACUGAAGUGGUUGAAACGGACAAAACUACUGCAAGGAAGGAGGAAAAUAAAAACGAGAGUUGGAAUCCGACGUGGGGAUCACCAGACGGGCCAACGCCUUAUAUUUAAAUCCGAACCGAUUGAAGCCCGAAAAGUCUCGCUCUGGUCGGUGACGUGAUCUCAGCUCCACCGCCACCACCCUCUCCUCUCCACUCCUCGCCCUUCCUCCUUCCCUGCUUCUCAGGGAAUCGUUCUUUCUCUCUCUCGGCGGGGAACAGCGACAGCUAUCCACUUCAAGACCUCUAUCUAGUGGAAUCUCAAUGCUUCUAAUUUUAAUAAACUUGUAGGUAUUGAUUUAUCUCGGAGGUAGCGUCCACAAAAGGGUCGGCGUUGGAUUUGUUUCUGAGCUGCUGCGAGGCUGCAAACAGUGGUUCAUUGGUGGAAUUCUGGGUUUGUUGCUGUCAUAUGUAGGUGGUGUAAGAACUGCUUCCUUGUUUUGAUCUCAUCUAUGAAUAAUCAUGCAUCAAGACAAGACAGGUAUGGAGGGGAGCUGUGAGAACAGUGAAAGGCAUUGUGAGGAGGUCCUUGCUAAUGGUGAUGUCUAUGUUGGAAACCUUGAUGGAUUACUUCCUCAUGGGACAGGAAAAUAUAUAUGGUCAGAUGGAACACUUUAUGAGGGAGAAUGGGAGAAAAGCAAAAUGACUGGCAGAGGACGGAUUUACUGGCCAGCUGGGGCCACAUACGAAGGUGACAUCUGUGGAGGUUUCCUUCAUGGUUCUGGCACUUUUUAUGGACCUGGUGGUUCUGUUUACAAAGGGUCUUGGAGGAUGAACAUACAGCAUGGAAUGGGAACUAAAACAUAUCCUAAUUCGGAUAUUUAUGAGGGUCUUUGGAGGGAAGGAUUGCAAGAAGGUAUUGGUAGAUAUACAUGGAGUAGUGGAAACACUUAUAUUGGAAACUGGAAAGCUGGAAAAAUGAAUGGCAGAGGAGUUAUGAAAUGGGCAAAUGGUGAUUUAUUUGAUGGUGUUUGGUUGGAUGGAUUAGAACAUGGCUCAGGUUACUACAAGUAUGCAGAUGGGGCAUAUUAUUUUGGAACAUGGAGUAGGGGCCUAAAGGAUGGGCGAGGAACUUUUUAUCCAGCUGGAAGCAAACUACCUAAGCAGAAGUUUUCUGAAUCUGUGGUAUGUAAUGAUGGAGCUCAAAGUCUUUGUACUGCUUCACUGAUGAGUUCUGAAGGACUCAGGAAUAAACCAUUGCAUAAGAAAAGAUACAGUCUUGAUGGAUGGAAUAUAAGUAGUUAUUUCUGUCAUUCUGGACGAAUCUCCCAUAGGCCUACGUCAUUUGAUGGAAUUUGGAAUUUUGGUGAUUCUGCUUGUAGCGUUUUGUCACAAGACAGUUCCCUCACAUUGUCCUCUUCAUCUGACGAUGGUCCGCAUAAGCUCCAGCAUGACAAUGUUUUGGUUUAUGAAAGGGAGUAUGUGCAAGGAGUGUUAAUAAUGGAAAGAGCAAGAAGUUCUGAUUCUGGUGUAAAACACACAAAAAAAUGUCACCAUAAGAUUCGAAGAAAACAACCAAGAGGGCCAGGUGAAGCUAUUCACAAAGGUCACAAAAGCUAUUAUCUGAUGCUUAACUUGCAACUUGGAAUCAGGUAUACAGUUGGAAAAAUCACACCUGUGCCUAUGCGUGAAGUUCGGUCCUCUGAUUUUGGACCACGAGCUAGAAUACGGAUGUACUUCCCUAGCAAGGGUUCCCAAUUUACACCUCCACAUCACUCUAUUGAUUUCUUUUGGAAGGACUAUUGUCCAAUGGUUUUUAGGAAUCUUCGGGAAAUGUUUAAGAUAGAUGCUGCAGACUACAUGAUGUCCAUAUGUGGGGUUGAUGGUCUGAAGGAGCUUUCUUCUCCUGGGAAAAGUGGCAGCAUAUUUUAUCUUUCACAAGAUGAAAGAUUUGUAAUCAAGACUCUAAGAAAAUAUGAACUUAAGAUUCUGUUGAAGAUGCUUCCCAAAUAUUAUAAUCACGUUGGAAUUUAUGAUAAUACCCUGAUAACAAAAUUUUUUGGUCUUCACAGAAUAACAAUAAAAGGUGCACGGAAGGUCCGGUUUGUUGUGAUGGGAAAUAUGUUUUGCACGGAGUUACGCAUUCACCGUCGAUAUGACUUGAAAGGUUCAUCCCAAGGAAGGUCAACAAGCAAGCAUAACAUUAAUGAAAACACUACUCUAAAGGAUCUUGAUCUAUCAUACGUUUUCCAUUUGGAGAAUUCAUGGCGUGAGUCGCUCUUUAGACAAAUCUCUCUAGACUGCAUGUUCCUAGAAUCACAAUGUAUAAUUGAUUAUAGCAUGCUGUUGGGGCUGCAUUUUAGGGCUCCUGAACAUUUGAAGGCUCUCUUGGAAUCUCAACAUACACUUCAAAACAGUUCAAGCUCACAAGCCAACAACUCUGAUGAACCAUCACAAGAUGAGGUCACAGUUCCACCAAAGGGUUUGCUCUUGGUGGCUCAUGAACCAGGUUCUGUGAAUACCAUGCCCGGUUCACACAUUAGAGGCAGCACAUUAAGGGCAUCUGCAGUUGGUGAUGAGGAGGUUGAUCUUAUUUUGCCUGGCACAGGAAGGUUGAGGGUGCAGUUAGGGGUUAACAUGCCAGCUCAAGCUCAAAGAAAGCUUCUUCACAAUGAAGGCCCCGAUUCAGCAGAAAUUGAUCCCGUUGAGGUCUAUGAUGUUGUUCUCUAUCUUGGAAUUAUAGAUAUAUUGCAGGAGUACAACAUGACUAAGAAAAUUGAACACGCCUAUAAAUCACUGAAGUUUGAUCCCUUGUCCAUCUCCGCAGUUGAACCUAAGCUGUAUUCUAAACGUUUCAUUAGUUUCCUGGAGAAAGUUUUCCGCCAGGAGAUUUGAGGUUGAGAAAAUUAUAAUGCAGCAAGUUAUCAAUCAUUCCAUGAUUUUCUGGAGUCGUAUUCCAUAGCCAAACUGAGAAAAGCGUAGUGGACAAUGAUGACGAUGAUGUACUAGCAAGUCAAUCCAGAUUUUUCCAUGUAGUGUACCAAAGUACCAGCAUUACUCCUCAUUAUUUUUUUAUUCAUUCUGUAAUUCUGAUCACAUUACUUGUACUUGAAACUGUCAAACAAAUUAGUCAUAUACAGAUUCACUGCUCAGCUGUUCAACUGGCUGUGGAUGGAGAUCGGGCAUGAAUCUUCCAGGAGAAUGGUCUUACCUGCUACCAAAUGAAUGAUACGAGUAAAACUAGCAACCAGCCAGAGGGUUGACAGUAGCUGGAAAGAGUCAAGGUCUUAAACUGCUCCAUUUUACUUUCAGGACCACUGGAACAUUGGCAUGCAAAUUAUGGUGAUGGAUAGGAGCUAAUGAUGAGGAAUGUAGAUAUUUUACUGCAGAUUAAUGCGAUGUGGCUUUGUAAUUCAUCUUACGGUAAGCAACCUUUUGACUGCUACAGUUGACCAUCUCUAAUUUUCAAAACGAUUUACAUGUGCUACAAGUUAUG
Elaeis guineensis (African oil palm) is the source of this 3781-nucleotide messenger RNA. Its product is annotated as phosphatidylinositol 4-phosphate 5-kinase 1. The record is from RefSeq and is a predicted model, not a curated record. Lineage: Eukaryota; Viridiplantae; Streptophyta; Magnoliopsida; Arecales; Arecaceae. Gene Ontology annotation, molecular function: ATP binding; 1-phosphatidylinositol-4-phosphate 5-kinase activity. Gene Ontology annotation, cellular component: plasma membrane. Gene Ontology annotation, biological process: phosphatidylinositol phosphate biosynthetic process.